Protobothrops mucrosquamatus (brown spotted pit viper) is the source of this 1480-nucleotide messenger RNA. It is a transcript of the gene ST8SIA4, whose product is annotated as ST8 alpha-N-acetyl-neuraminide alpha-2,8-sialyltransferase 4. The record is from RefSeq and is a predicted model, not a curated record. Gene Ontology annotation, molecular function: alpha-N-acetylneuraminate alpha-2,8-sialyltransferase activity. The transcript is spliced from 5 exons. Gene Ontology annotation, biological process: oligosaccharide metabolic process; N-glycan processing. NCBI's taxonomy places the organism in Eukaryota, Metazoa, Chordata, Lepidosauria, Squamata, Viperidae. Bases 27 to 1106 code for a protein of 359 amino acids.
GAAGGAAUUCUGAUUUUGCGGGAGACAUGCGUUCCAUCAGGAAGAGGUGGACUAUCUGCACGAUAAGUAUCCUCCUGAUCUUUUACAAGACAAAAGAGAUCGCAAGAACGGAGGGGCACCCGGAGGCGCAACCCAACGGAGAUGGUGAGCAAAGUUUAAGUAGAUCAAUGGUCAAUAGUUCCGAUAAAAUAAGCCGGAAGAGUGGCUCUUCAGUGUUCCAGCAUUCUGUAGAAAGAUGGAAAAUCAAUUCCUCCUUGGUGUUGGAAAUAAGGAAGAAUAUUCUUCGAUUCUUGGAUGCCGAAAGAGACAUCUCAGUCGUCAAAAGCAGUUUCAAGCCCGGAGAUGUAAUCCACUAUGUGUUAGACAGACGCCGUACACUAAAUAUUUCUCAGGAUUUGCAUAGCCUCCUUCCUGAAGUUUCUCCAAUGAAGAAUCGUCGAUUUAAGACAUGUUCUGUUGUAGGAAAUUCUGGCAUCCUUCUGGAUAGUGGGUGUGGAAAAGAGAUUGACAACCAUGAGUUUGUUAUAAGGUGCAAUCUAGCUCCUGUGGUGGAGUUUGCUGCAGACGUGGGAACUAAAUCAGAUUUUAUUACCAUGAACCCAUCAGUUGUACAAAAAGCAUUUGGAGGCUUUCGGAAUGAGAGUGACAGAGAAAAAUUUGUGCAUAGACUAUCUAUGCUGAAUGACAGUGUCCUUUGGAUCCCUGCUUUCAUGGUCAAAGGCGGAGAGAAGCAUGUGGAGUGGGUUAAUGCAUUAAUCCUUAAGAAUAAAUUGAAAGUGCGAACUGCCUAUCCAUCACUGAGACUUAUUCAUGCUGUCAGAGGUUACUGGCUAACCAACAAAGUUUACAUCAAGCGACCCAGCACAGGACUCCUUAUGUAUACCCUCGCAACGAGGUUCUGUGAUGAAAUUCACCUUUACGGAUUCUGGCCCUUCCCAAAGGAUAUAAAUGGAAAACCAGUCAAAUAUCAUUAUUAUGAUGACUUAAAGUACAGAUACUUUUCAAACGCCAGUCCCCAUAGGAUGCCAUUAGAGUUUAAAACACUGAACAUGUUACAUAAUAGAGGAGCACUUAAAUUGACCACAGGGAAAUGUAUACAGCAAUAAUGCACGAGUCAAGUAUCAAGAGAAAUACAGGAAAUUCAGAUUUUAUAGAACCACAGUGGGAUCCAAGCAGUGGAUAUAGCCCAGUGCACUAUACCAAGCCAUCCAAACAUAAGGAAGUACAUCAAGUCUCUAUUACCAGCUGAUGUUUUACCUGUUGAAGUGCUAAAUAAAUAUUGAGUGGAUUGGUUCAAGUAAGUGCCACUUUUGCUAAAAAGAAAUCUUGAAUGUAUACAAUCAGUAGUGUUUACAAGAUCCAACAAUGCAUUCAUCACUUGUUAAAGAAGCAAAUUAUUUGCUCGCUGCUCAUUUGCCUCCGCACAAAGUCAGGCAAUGUCCAAAGGAAUAACCUGGCAUUGAAAUGAAGUGAAAGGAAU